Messenger RNA from Sorghum bicolor (sorghum), 1135 nucleotides. Its product is annotated as transcription factor TCP7. Gene Ontology annotation, molecular function: sequence-specific DNA binding; DNA-binding transcription factor activity. The coding region runs from base 101 to 724 and encodes 207 amino acids. Gene Ontology annotation, cellular component: nucleus. NCBI's taxonomy places the organism in Eukaryota, Viridiplantae, Streptophyta, Magnoliopsida, Poales, Poaceae. The record is from RefSeq and is a predicted model, not a curated record. The transcript has a single exon.
UAUCCCUAUCCGGCUAUCCCCAUCAUCAGCUCCUCCCUUCCCCACCCACAAGCCCUGUCCACCACACCACCAACAAACUCGUACGAGACACAGCCAGCCCAUGGCCUCUCGCGACGGCGCCGCCACCUUCCAAGUCUACCGGCCCAUGCCCGCGCCGUCACCGGCCCCGCCGCCGAUGUCUCUGUCGGCGGCCGCCGCCGACGCCGCGGCGCCCGCGCCGAAGAAGGCAAAGAGCCCCGGCGGCGCGUGCAAGGACCGGCACAGCAAGGUGAACGGGCGCGGGCGGCGCGUGCGGAUGCCGAUCGUGUGCGCGGCGCGCGUGUUCCAGCUCACCCGCGAGCUCGGGCUCAAGUCGGACGGGCAGACCAUCGAGUGGCUGCUCCACCAGGCCGAGCCUUCCAUCCUCGCGGCCACGGGGUCCGGCACCACCCCCGCCGUCUUCUCCUGCUCCUCCGCCCCGUCCACCUCCGCCGGCGCCGGCGCCUCACUCACGCUCCUCGGCAAGCGCCCGCGCGAGGAGCACGAGCCGGCGCCGGCGCCGGCGCCGUUCUGGGUGACCCCGACCCUGCAGGCGCGGCCCGUGGCGGCGUCGUGGGGCCUGUCGCCCGCGCAGGAAGCGGCGGCGCAGGCGUACGCGUCGGUGGCGGCGCAGGGCCACCACCACCUCAACCUGCUCUCCGUGCUCUCCGGCGCCACGAGGCCGUCAGAGGAGGAGUCCCGGUGACUCCCGCCGCCGCCGCCGCGGCAUUGUUGCCGCGUAAUCGCAUGCGUCGACGCGUGGCAUGCCGCGCUUUUGCGUCUCGUUUCUUUCGUGCAUCUCCGCUUUCCGGAGGUGCAUUUCGCGUGUUUUUUUCCUGUGAUUUUGCGAUGUGAGGCGGAGGAAGGAUCAAGAACGCGAGAUCGGAUCGGGGUAGCGGUUGUAGAUAGUAGCAUUCCAUCAGGUUUGUGUUUUGUGAUGGAAUGGAGCUUGUGCGUCCUCGCCGCAGCGUGUCUGCGACUCUGCGGUGGUUUCUGUGGUGUGGUUAUGUAUGCAUGCCGAAUUGUCAACUGAUCUGAAUUCUAACACACACAAUGUCCAGGCCAGGUGUGAUCUGAAUUCUUCUGCAUGAUAUUGCCCUGCUGAUUGGAAUACAAA